AAAGAAGAAAAAUGUAUUUAUUUGCGAAGUCCGCAGUUACCCGCUGUUUAGCACCAACCAAUAACGUUAUGCCGAAUGGCUAACUGUUUGGUGAAUGUUUGGGGACGUGUUUUGGAUUUUUUAUGUUGUCAUUUAACAUGUAUCUUUAAGAUACAGUUCGUCUGAAAGCCGUUUUGGUUUGAUUUCAAACAAUCAACACCAACCAUGAAUCCGGCAAAGCAAAAGAACUGGAAGCUCCUCAUUGAUCCACUUAUCAUCAAAGGGGCAGUGAAGCUCUUCCGUUAUGAAGGGCAAGUUCCAGGAGAUCCCACCUAUCCAGUUGUUCAUGUUCGGGAUCCACGUUCACAGAUUCCAAAGCUUUGGUCUAGGCUUGAAGUUCUGGAUCUACCAGUACCAAGAUUCAGGAUAGAUGCAGAAUAUAUAGGGGACCCUCCCUCAGUUGAAGUCACUAUAUGUAAUGUCAAUGAUAACAUUGAUAAAGUUUUUCUUGGAGAUCUGGUGAAAAAACAUGGCCCGUUUGAGGAACUUCAGAUCUUUUAUCACCCAAAAACCAAUAAACAUUUGGGAUUGGCUAGAGUCAUAUUUGAGAAUGUAAAAAAUGCUAAAGCUUGUGUAGAAAAGCUCAAUCAGACCUCAGUUAUGGGAAAACCUUUACAAGUAUUUCUUGACCCAUUUGGGGCGGAAUGCAAAAAACUCUUCGAAUCGCUAACGACCGAGAAAAAGCCUGAAGUUAAACCCGAAAUUAAAAAAGUUGAAAACAAACCGAGUGAAGAGCCAGAAACGGUUGUUCCAGUUCCUCCUCUACCAGUCGUACAAAGGGAGAAAAGCAGCAGUCAGCUGCAAACCACCAACAGUCUUGAAUCAGAGGAGCACUAUUUUAAUUCCAACGGCCAUGCCGGUGUUGAGGGAUCCUACAAUUUUCCGCCACCGGCAUUCUCUGUUCCGCCACCUACUGCCGACUUCUAUGGAGGUUGGCACCAGCAGUUUUGGAAUACAUCAGCUCCUUCUUGGGUCACACAACCACCUCCAGAAGCAGCUCCCGCGAACAGCAAUCAAGAAGAAGAGAAGAAAGAAGAGGAGCCUCUCGUUUUAGAUUUAGAUUCACGGAUAGAGCUCCUCUUGAAGGGGAAGAUCUCGGCAGCACUCAAUACACCUGCUUUCCUGCAGCUUCAGCUAGAUGGUAGCAGCAAUUCUGGUUCCUCGAGAAGCAGCAGUCGAGCUGCCGAUCACGAAAACAAGAAUGUAGAUCCUUGUUCCAGCCCACCUCUUUCACCUCCUCCAUCUCCUUUCUUGUCUCAAGAAAUCUAUUUAGAAUAUCAUAGAGCUGCUCAUCCAGAACCCCCACAAGCCCCACGUUUAAGUGGAGAGAUACUUAACGACGAAAUGAGCCUGUCCAGCUUAAGCUCGGGAGAUGAAAAAAUUUUCAACUCUGAUGGAACGAAAAUUGAAGUAGAUGACCAAAAUGCAGGAGGACCCUCAUUUUCACACUUUUUCCCUCCGCCUCCCAACUACAAUUCUAGUGACCCCUAUUUUGCUUGGCGGGGUAUGUAUGGAAAUGCAUACAAUCAGCCCGCUGCAUUCGCCUCGGGAACAAAUAAUGCUGCAUAUCCGAAUUUCAAUUAUCCUCCGCCAAAUGGAUAUCCCCCUUUCGCCGAUGUGGCCCAGUCUACUGCUUCUACUGUGCAGACCAAUGCCCAACCCGAACAAGCCACAGAAGAUCCUCAUGCCGCAACCAUUGAGGGGGUUGUAGAUCGCAUAGUUGCUGAACUGAAACAAAUUUUGAAGAAAGAUUUCAAUCGACGAAUGGUUGAGGGAACGGCGUAUAAAGCAUUCGAAAAUUGGUGGGAUGAGCAAAGUAAGCAGGAAACUAAAGGUCCGUUGACCAAGCCGAACUCUCUGAAUUCGAUAACGUCAGCGGUCCAGCAGCCAAGUCAGCCACCUCAGUCAGUGGCGCAAACAACUGAACAACAGCCACAAGCCACUACGAAAAAAGUGAGCCUAGGGUUUGAAGGCCUCAAUUUCGGUUUUGGAUUGGGUUUAGGACUAAGGGCAUCGAUGCCGAAACUACCUUCAUUCAGACGAAAAAUAAGGCCUCCCUCCCCUCCGCCAAUGGAUGGCGAUUCCAGAAGGAGAUUGCAGGAUUCUGAUGAUGAAUCUCGAGAUACACGUAACGACAGGCGAUACAAUCAAAGAGGCCGUGGUUCUUUGCGCUCCUUGUAUAGCAGCGGUAGCAGCAGCAGUAGUAGCAGCAGCGAAGAUGAAGAUCUUGGUGAUGGACGACGGAAGAGAAAUCGUCGACAACGGGGAAGUGUCUCAUUUUCCUCAUCAGCCUCUAGCUCUGAUGAUCAGUCUCAUUCGGAUUCGGAUUCCAUCUCCGGUGCAGAGAGUAUUAGUGAAGGUAGUCUACCCGAUUCUCCUCGUCCAAUAGUUAGCAAAACUAACAGAACAGAAACUGGCCUGGAGUUGGAGGAAGUAUCUCCAGACAGACCUCCAACUCCUGGUACACCUGAUAUUCGAGAGGAACCAGAAGACCGUUUAUCCCACCUUAUCGAUCAGGCCAAAGAGAAAGAAGAUAGCGACAGUUCAACAUCUUCAUCUGCUUCCUUUGUCUAUAAAGAUCAUUGCUAUUCAUUACCUCCAAAAGAAGAACCUCCAGACGCAAAAGGCUCUUCCGCCUCCCCAUCACCUAAACGUGAAGAUCAUUUGUAUGAUAGGGUGAAAACGGAGAAGGUUACCAAAGUGCCUAGCAAGCUCAAAAAUGCUGAAGCACUCAAGAAGAAGCAAUCAAAGAGAGAGGCUAAGCGUAUUCGUGAUUCAACGACACCCGAUCCGGUCUUACCUAUCAAAAAGACCUUCCCACCCCGCGAUAUGAUGGAAGAAAUGUCGUACUUCUACGAAUUUUUAGCCAAAGGGAUUGAUGCAGAAGACAUAUCCUAUUUCCAUAAAAGCUACGAAAAUCUUCUGUCUCAGGAUGCUUUACAGACUCAGGGCUACUGGCUUAAUGACACGCAUUGGGUGGACUAUGAUCCAACAGAGAUGGAUCCUUCACCGUCUAAACGAAAGCGAAAAGAAGAACCACGUCCUCACAAGUCUGGAUCAGCACGAACCGAGGGCUAUUAUAAACUUGACAGCAAAGAGAAAGCCAAGCACAAGUCUCAUUUCGCUCGAUGCGUCACUGAAGACUCACGUUUGCAGGAAGCUAACGUCUCCUCCGUACGGUCAGCUGGUCUGGGUCCUACAGAUACGGGUAACAAAGGACAAGCUCUUUCGCGGGAAGCUCGUUCCAAUCAGCGAAGGUUACUCACAGCCUUUGGCUUAGAGAAUGAUUCUGAUCUCCUGAAAUUCAACCAACUUAAGUUCCGUGGAGCUAAACUUAAGUUUGGAAAGUCUUCAAUCCACGACUGGGGACUUUUUGCACUAGAACCGAUUGCUGCGGAUGAAAUGGUUAUUGAAUACGUCGGGCAGGUUGUGCGCCCCGUGUUGGCCGACUUGCGAGAGACUCAAUACGAAGCAGUCGGUAUAGGUUCUUCAUACUUAUUUCGUGUGGAUUUGGAGUACAUCAUAGACGCCACAAAAUGCGGUAAUCUGGCCCGCUUCAUCAACCACUCAUGCAAUCCUAACUGCUAUGCCCGAGUCAUCACCAUCGAAAGCCAGAAAAAAAUUGUGAUUUACUCAAAGCAACCAAUCGCUGUUGGGGAAGAAAUAACCUACGAUUACAAGUUUCCCAUCGAAGAGGACAAAAUCGUUUGUCUGUGUGGUUCGAGCCAGUGCCGUGGAACUUUGAAUUGAGCCAAGAAAACCUCUAAACGGUUUCUGCCAACGGACGUGUUCCACUAAACGGACUUUGUACAAAAUUCGUUAUUUCGAUUUACGAUUCCUGCUUUCUACUUCUGUUUAUCUUAUUUGUCCAUUAUUUCAAUGAGUUGAGUUAUUUCGCCUUAGCUACGAAUUGGAAUAUGUAAAAAAAAAAAAAUUGAAAAUGAAAGGAAAAUGAAUUGGUUUCGUUUUA
Daphnia carinata is the source of this 4009-nucleotide messenger RNA. It is a transcript of the gene Set1, whose product is annotated as histone-lysine N-methyltransferase SETD1-like. The coding region runs from base 205 to 3789 and encodes 1194 amino acids. Gene Ontology annotation, molecular function: histone H3K4 methyltransferase activity; protein binding; RNA binding. The transcript has 18 exons. The record is from RefSeq and is a predicted model, not a curated record. Lineage: Eukaryota; Metazoa; Arthropoda; Branchiopoda; Diplostraca; Daphniidae. Gene Ontology annotation, cellular component: Set1C/COMPASS complex.